AUGUCAGAAUUCUAUACUCAAGUUCAACUCAGCGACGGAGUCAAGCUCAACGUCUGCAUCCUCGGAGCUGAGAACAAAUCGAAACCCUUGAUAAUUUCCCUCCAUGGAGCUCCAGGACUCUCGUCACACACUGGAAUAAAGGAGGACUUCAAGUUUCUUGCAGACAGAUUCCGCGUUCUCGUGUACGAUCUUAGAGGCAGUGGAGACAGUGAGGUAAAGGGACCUUUCACCGAUGAGCAAUGGAUCUCGGAUCUCGAAGAGCUCAGAGCUUGGGUGGGAGACGAAAAGUUCAUCCUUGCUGGGGGGUCCUACGGUGGCUUCCUUGCGCUGAACUACGCCCUCAACUACCCAAACCGUCUCCUGGCCUUGAUACUUCGUAACACCUGGGCAUGUGGUCCACAAGGCACACACCGCGCCCUAGCAAACAUCCUGCUAUCCGACCGGAUUAAUCCCGAUCCGAUGCGCCAAGUAAGGCUUUGGACCGGUAGCGUUCAAAGCAAAGACGAUGUAGAACAAGGCAUGGCCGAGAUUGUCCCCAUCUACACCCCGGAAGAUAGCCCGCAGCCUGAAUCAUUUGAAGGUGCGAGUACGGAACUUCGCUGGGAGGUUCACAACGCUGCAUUUUCUUGGUCACAGCCUCGUUUUGAUGUGAAGUCCAGGCUGUCUGAGAUCAACGUUCCGACCUUGGUAGUUAUUGGAAGGCUUGACAUAAUUUGUCCCGUUGAAGAGUCUGAGAUGCUCCAGAGGGGUAUCAAGGGCAGUGACCUUGUUGUUUUUGAGAAGUCAGCUCACAAUCCUGCUACUGAUGAGUCGGAGAAGUUUCGGGAGGUUCUCUGGGAUUUCCUUGGAAGGCUUGAGUGGUAA
Messenger RNA from Fusarium mangiferae, 864 nucleotides. RefSeq lists its product as uncharacterized. Gene Ontology annotation, molecular function: catalytic activity. The record is from RefSeq and is a predicted model, not a curated record. Bases 1 to 864 code for a protein of 287 amino acids. NCBI's taxonomy places the organism in Eukaryota, Fungi, Ascomycota, Sordariomycetes, Hypocreales, Nectriaceae. The transcript is spliced from 2 exons.